This is a messenger RNA of Mollisia scopiformis, 1593 nucleotides long. RefSeq names its product Rhodanese-like protein. The transcript is spliced from 4 exons. The record is from RefSeq and is a predicted model, not a curated record. The coding region runs from base 1 to 1593 and encodes 530 amino acids. Gene Ontology annotation, cellular component: nucleus; cytoplasm. NCBI's taxonomy places the organism in Eukaryota, Fungi, Ascomycota, Leotiomycetes, Helotiales, Mollisiaceae. Gene Ontology annotation, biological process: G2/M transition of mitotic cell cycle; protein dephosphorylation; positive regulation of G2/M transition of mitotic cell cycle. Gene Ontology annotation, molecular function: protein tyrosine phosphatase activity.
AUGUAUACCUCGCAUCCACAUGCACAUCUAUCCGGCAGCGCGUUUGGUCCUGGUGCAUUCAAUUUCCGGGACCUCAGUAUGAAGAGACCCAGCAAGCCAGACUAUUUCCAGAUGAAGCCUGUCCGUGGAUCUUCUCCCACAGCUAGUCUGGCGGCAGAUCUUUCACAGAACUUUCACAUUGAUAUGAGCCCUCAACUACCCACCCCUCGACGAUCGCUCUUCACAUCGAACCUGUUUGGAACAAUUGAUCUUCGGGAAUCUGUCACAACUCCUCCGUUGCCGUCAUCUUCCCCAGGACCAUUGAACGAAAUGAUGGAUAUCUCUCCGUUGCCUCACAAGCAACCAUUCUUUGCACAGAUUGACAUCCAAUCACCUACACCAGGUCACACCCCAACAGAAGAGAUUGUGAUGCCAUCAUCACCGCCUCGGCCGGCCUUUUUAGAGGCUCCAAAACCCUCUUACGGCGCAGAGCGACGGAAGAGUACAUUAAUUCGACCAACUCUCAGCCGAACCAAGGGAUACUCCACGAAUACCUUGCCCUCUCGAAAUCCCGAUCAAUUGCCUCCCUUCCGCUUUGGUGCUGGAAGUAGCAAAUUGUCGACAUCGACCUCAAUGUCUCUCGGAGAGUGUUUCAUGGAAUCCCCACCACAGGAGCGCAGACCUCAAUCUGCCAACAGUCCUUCGGUGUCCAACCUACCGCCCAAGCCAAGCAGACCAUUCGGAAGCAUGAAUGGUGUCUCGAUGCGAAAUGGUUCACCAAUUGGUAGUCAUACCAGAAGACCCUCCAAUCCGUUAAUUCGGCCUAGGAAGCAAUUUCGACGAUCAUUGAGCAUGUUCGAACACCCUGGAGAUGUCAUGAAGGGAAAGAAGGAUGAGCAGCCAUGCAGUACCUUGAACACUGUCAUGGAUGUCGACGAACUUCACCAACCUGUGCUGCCACAUUUCUUCCAAGAAGGGCAACCCGAUAGCAUUCCUCGGAUCACCCGAGAGACACUACUUCAAGUCUUGGAUGGAAACUUCGACAACCAAUUCGAUCAACGUAUGGUCAUUGACUGUCGGUUCGAGUACGAGUUCGAAGGUGGACAUAUUGAUGGAGCUGUCAACUAUAAUGACAAAGAGCUACUCGCGGGUCAAUUGUUCGAAGCUAGUCUUCCGGGCAAGACCCUUCUAAUCUUCCACUGCGAAUACUCUGCCCACCGAGCACCAAUCAUGGCGCGACAUGUACGAAAACAGGAUCGUACUACUAAUGCUGAGCACUACCCAAAGCUUACUUAUCCAGAAGUAUAUAUCCUCGAUGGUGGAUACAGUGCUUUCUUUGCUGAACACCGAGGUCGUUGCUUCCCUCAGAAUUACGUUGAGAUGGACGCAAAGGAGCAUGCAUACACAUGUGAACGGGAGAUGGGAAAGCUUCGACACAACCGAAAUAAGUUGAGCCGAGCCCAGACUUUUGCUUUCGGCCAAGGCCAGAUUGACGACAGCCCUACUGCACCUAAUCGAUCCAAGACAACUGGUAGUGACCUGAUGAUGACAGGAAUGACAUCCCCAAUGCUGGGAUACGACCGAGCACAAGCACGACGUAUGGUUUCAUACUAA